AGAAGAUGCAUUGCAUUGGCACGCCAUACUUGUCGGUUCUGGUUACAGGAAGCCUGUAAUACUUCUAAGCCGCUUGCUCCCAUCUUUGGUUACGUGGCAUCUUUCCACCAAGUUUUGACUGCCAUUCGUCAUGCCAGCGUCCCGAGCUCGAGGUGCCACGAAAGCGGUUUUGAAGCCGUAUAAUGACAAGCCCCGGCGUUCUGUGAAAUGCAUGACAGAUAGGCCAAGCGAGCCGGAGCCAACGCCACAGGCUUCCUUGACUUCAGCUGUGGCUCCACUUGAGGAUGAGGGGACUAUGCGCGAUUAUUGUCUCGAGGUAGUCCACAGGCUAUACCCCGGGAUAAUGCCCAGGAAUGAUUACGACAUCAGUACGUUGGCGGGGGAAGUCUACGCUUGGCUGGACGACAUGAUUCGGAUCGAGUAUGCGGGAUGGCCAGAGGGCUGCUCCACUGUUGAAGAAGCAACUACGCUAUCCAUCAAAGCUUGCGAAGAGUUGCUCGAUCAGCCUGCGCAGGUCACUGGGCGUAAACCCCGCCCUGGUCAGCGUCAUGUCUACGUUCGCCCCAUUCCCGACUGUGACUACUCUAUACGGUUAUGGCCCGGCGUUGUCACUGCGCGAGAAUUCUGCCUCGACUUCGUGCACACCGAAACCGGCGAGCCAACGAACUCACCCUUCGAAUACGAGCUCUGGUCGUUGUCUGACCCCACCACUCCGUGGCUAUCAGUGGGAUCUAUGCAGCUAAGGUCAAUCGAGAAUAAGUUCGGCGUUCAAACACGUGAUAUACGACCAGGCGAGGAGAAGUUUGUCUUGAAGGACGGACUGACUUGCAUGCUAGUGCGACCGGGGAAGCGGAGUCUCCGCUUUACGGUCCCUAUCCAUAGAGGAGAGACGUCGGCUGCCGAGGUGGAAGUCGAUACGCUGGAUCUACCCAAGAUCAUAGGUUGACUCGUACGCAUGUUUUUGGUGUUGUCGCAUCGCGUAAUGGACUGAAUACUUGGCUGCUUCGCUCUCGGUAUCAUGUCCGGUAUGUCAG
Messenger RNA from Fomitopsis serialis, 1034 nucleotides. RefSeq lists its product as uncharacterized. The record is from RefSeq and is a predicted model, not a curated record. The transcript is spliced from 5 exons. The coding region runs from base 131 to 946 and encodes 271 amino acids. NCBI's taxonomy places the organism in Eukaryota, Fungi, Basidiomycota, Agaricomycetes, Polyporales, Fomitopsidaceae.